AAAAUACAGUUUAAUGAUACUUCAGGACUUGAAAUGCUAUCAUGUAAUGUACAAGAGACAUGCAAGUUUUUGGUCAAAAUUAAAUUGAGUAUGUGUUAACUAGCUAGAAAGAUUAUUGUAACUGAUUACAUGACAUAAUUUUAUGGCUGUAAAAAGGUUAAUAAUUGCAAGCAUUGAAACGCAUUGAUGACUAAACCAUAACAGUAAUCUCUCAGAAAAUUACUUCAACAUUUUCCCAAAAACAGUUUUAAAUUUGUAUGUGUCUUUUAUUUGGUUCCAGUUGAAAUUAAGAAAUAUAUUCAUGCUAUAUAAAAUAUAAUAUAAAUUCCUAAAACUAGGACAUAAUCUAUGGAUGAGGCUUCUGUCUUUUAUUUCAUGACUUUAUGAUAAAUAUAGCAAUUAAGUAUAAUACUCGGAGAAAUUACUCUAGUAGAUAGCGUCAUGCAGUUUAACAUUUUUCUAUAGUUCAUUUACCAUUACUCUAAGUUGGACGAUGAUAUUAUCAUUGCUUGGGAACUGUUGUUAAAAAAGAUAAAAUUAUCAUAAAAGUGUUAAAUUUCGACCAGAAUGCUACAAAUUUAACAUUAAUUUCCAACUGAAAUUGAGAAUGACAUAAAUUGUCCAAAAUGCUGAAAAUUAUUUUCACCAUUAGAUAGAGUAGAAUAUAAGAGUCAUGACUCCACUAUGUAUUAGGAUAAUUUUGAUUUUUAUCUUUUACAAAGACAGUCAUGAACACAUUCAUUUUACUUAUGUUUAUGUGCUACCAUUGUGAGUUAAAACCAAUUCUUGCCUUUUUGGCGAAUCGAAAUGUAUCUUCCGAAUCUCUGUCCUCUUUGAACCGAGAAGCGUCAGAGGGAUUUCUUUGGAAUAACACCCGACUUCCACAAUCAGUUAUUCCAUUGGAAUACGAUAUUUUUCUCCAUCCCAAUCUUACGGAAUUUAUGUUCUCGGGAAAGGUGGAAAUCAAAUGCGUAAUUCGAGAAACAACGAACUUUAUUGUACUGCAUUCCAAAGAUUUGGUAAUUUCUCAGACAACACUGACGACAAUCCCUUCCAAUGAGCAAAAAGAAGUUCGUUUGCAGAUGAAAAACGAUACUAAUCAACUUUAUCUUAUAAUGGAAGAUGCCAUUCCGAAAGAUGCCGAAAUUAUAAUUACCAUCGUAUUUGAUGGGAUACUGACCAUAAAUGGAGACGGGUUUUAUUUAUCGAAUUACGUCGAUUCAAACUUCAUUGUAAGAUAUACAGCUUCCACUCUGUUUGAACCUAUAGACGCCAGGAGGGCGUUUCCUUGCUUCGACGAGCCCGCUCUGAAAGCCAAUUUUUCGAUGUCGAUUGUCAGGGAGAAAAAGUUCAUCUCUCUCUUCAACAUGCCACGUGUACAUUCCAUACCGUUUGGAGAAAAUCUGAUGCUUGACACAUUUCAACAAAGUGUAAAAAUGAGCACUUACUUAGUUGCAUUUGCGGUUUGUGAAUUUGAAGGAAAGUCCAAGCUCUCAAAAUCAGGGGUGAAUAUAACAGUAUACUAUGCUCCUACAAGUCAAAUAGAAACAGUGGAUUUCUCUUUGGAUGCUGGUGUGACAAUUCUAGAUUACUUUAGCACCUUGUUUGAAGUAUCAUACCCACAACCUAAUCUUGACAUGAUUGCUGUUCCUGACCUCAAAGUAGAAGCGAUGGAAAACUGGGGGUUGAUCACUUAUAAAAGACAAUAUCUAGUUAUGCCAAUUAACUCUGGAUUUCAAAAGAAGCAUUUAUCGGCAUUAGUUGUAGCUCACGAAAUUGCUCAUCAGUGGUUUGGUAACAUAGUAACCAUGGCAUGGUGGGAUGAUCUCUGGCUGAACGAGGGACUCACUACUUUCAUGCAAUAUUUAGGAGUCCAUGCAUUCAAUCACAAAUUGCACAUGGAAGAAUAUUUUAUUGAGAAAAUAGAGUCAAUGAGAGAAGAAGACUCCAAAAAUACUCGAGUUUUAGAUCAACCAGUCUCUGUUCCUGAUAAAAGAAUAUUUGACCGUGUGACUUAUUCUAAAGGAGCUUCAAUCGUUCGCAUGGUCAGAGGCUUGCUUGGUGAAAAUGCAUUUAUGACUGGAAUAAACAAUUACCUAAACCAGAACAAAUAUAGCAAUGUAGUCAGCGAUGAUUUAUGGCAAGCUUUAUCAAACUCUUCUGAAGAUGCGAUAGACCUGAAAGCUGUCAUGAAGACUUGGAUGGAGGAGAGGGCUUAUCCUCUUGUAACUAUCCAUCAAAACCACUCCGAGGUCGUUAUAUCGCAAGAACCUUUUAUCUUGAUGAACACCACGUUCAGCCGUACUACACCAAGAUGGUCUAUUCCCAUUCAAUACGGAAUACUGGACCAACAUGGAAAUUUUUCAAGAAAUAUCGUAUUGCUACGUGAGGAAACAGCGAUCAUCAAUAUAAGCGGUCAUUUCAAACUCGUAAAAGGUAACUAUAGAGAUGAUGGAUAUUACAGGGUGAACUAUGACCCCGAAUCUUGGAAAGCAAUUACUGAUCAGCUUAUGAUAAAUCAUGAGAUAUUUUCACCGGGAGAUAGAGCGAAUUUGCUGAAUGAUGCCAUUACUUUUAUACGUUCCAGAUUUCAACUUUUGAACUUGUCUGUUGUCAUGAACCUGUUGAAUUACAUGGAAAAAGAAACAGAUUUUCUACCCUGGAUCUCAGCACAAAUUGCGCUUCAAGAUUUAACACCAGGAGACAUCAAACCCGAAAUUAAAGUUUUGAUGCAAAAUGUUGCUAGAAAAGCCACUAAAGCACUAGAAUUACUCAGUAACCAAUUGCAAGCACAGGAAAACGAAAAAGAGGAGGAAGAGGAGGCUAUGCAAAGUGUUCUGGAGAAACUGAUCAGGAGUAUUAAUGUAAGAACAAACGACAUCCCGAAUACUACAUUAGGACCCAUCAUUGAUUAAUCUACUCAAGGGAUCGAUUAGAUGAUAAAGGUAUAAAUCGAAGGUCUUAAAUGGCAUGUAACCUUGUUUUUCUGUAAAAAAAAAAAAAAAAAAAAAAGUAUGCUAGUUUUAUGACAGAUAAUAUGAUGUCCAAGAUUUUUAUAACUUUUAUAUCGCCAAGAACAGCAACUGGGUUGAUGACUAUGAGAUGGAAAUACUCAGAAAACUACCACUUGACGAAAUCUAUCCCUAUGAAUUAUAUUGUAGCCACUUGACGAAAACUAUCCCUUUGAGAUAUAUUGUAGUAUUCUGAAUAAAAUAUGUAUCCUUUAUUAAAAAAAAAAAAA
Messenger RNA from Magallana angulata, 3241 nucleotides. Its product is annotated as endoplasmic reticulum aminopeptidase 1-like. Lineage: Eukaryota; Metazoa; Mollusca; Bivalvia; Ostreida; Ostreidae. The transcript is spliced from 14 exons. Bases 729 to 2915 code for a protein of 728 amino acids. Gene Ontology annotation, cellular component: cytoplasm. Gene Ontology annotation, biological process: peptide catabolic process; proteolysis. The record is from RefSeq and is a predicted model, not a curated record. Gene Ontology annotation, molecular function: metalloaminopeptidase activity; zinc ion binding; peptide binding.